Haemonchus placei is the source of this 399-nucleotide messenger RNA. NCBI's taxonomy places the organism in Eukaryota, Metazoa, Nematoda, Chromadorea, Rhabditida, Trichostrongylidae. The record is from the annotation of a GenBank genome assembly.
AUGGCAUUUCCACGAUCGCCGGAUUUACCGUUUACCGGUCCAGCAAAUCGCCUAAGCCAGUCACUACUUCAUUUGCACAUUGUCGGCUCAACUCCUCAAUUCACUCCAAUAAGUGUCAGUGGUAGCCCAAUCAUAUCGGAUUGGAUGUGUCGCUUCCAGCAACAAAAAAUUCCACCAAAUGAUCUCGACACGAAAUCUCUGACUACGAUACUGAGAGGCAUGCGUCUUACAGAAGAUCAAUUAAAAGCAAAUAGUUUCCCACGAUGGAAAGAUGGAGAUAGGACGAAGGUUGUUGUUGAGCCCAGUUUCUAUGACUUUAUGAGUGGACGAAGGGAAUUCAUUCCAGACGAUGGUAUUACUAUUAGUCUUAUUAGUGAUUCGUUGCUUAAUCAUUCAUGA